GCUGAGUAAAAGAUGACAGAAAUUUCAUUUAUCCCUUUAAAAGGUUUAGAAUAUCAAAUUCGAAGGCCUCUCUCUUGUCAUGACUUGUAAAUGCAUAGCAUACCACUAUCAAAGGAUGGUCUCAGGUGCAGCACACUUUGGGUCAACGUACAGUAUGUGUGACAAGUGGCACACGUGCCUGCCAUGGCACUCUGAAAGCUAGACAUACGUCUUGCACAUGGGCACACGCUAACGGUGUCUCCUAUCUGGCAUAUUUGUAGUGCUUUUCUUACUGCUGAUGAGUUAAGUAAUGUCAUAAUGUGAUUAAAUGACAGUGUUCCUAUCAUAGACCAUCCCUGAAAUAUUCAGUGCUAAAAUAAGUGAGAUAUUUCCGGAGUAGGGUCACAUGGGCUGUUAAUCUAUCACUGAAAAAUUAGUAAUCUAGGUCAAACUAAACAGGGGUUUAAUUUGUUACAAUAGCCCCCCUACUAGUCUGUGACGGCUGUACAUUGCUGGCAACGAAUUUAAAGAGUUGUUAAGCUCUAACACACCAAAAGUGGUCAUGUGUAAGAUCAGAGAAUGCGUGAGGAUAUAUGUGUAUGUAUGGUGUGUAUUUUGAUACUGCGCUGCGUGUUUCUGAGCUGAAACGCCAGGCUUGUAUCGCCUUUCAUUCCAGGGCCUCAUAUCCCAAGAGGGAUGUUAACCAGCCACAUUAGACACUUGCUAGCAUGCUGCUGUGCCGGGGAGAGAUGGGACGCCAAUACCAUUCCACCUGCACUCAUACAUGCUGUACACACGGAUAAAUCAAUGGUUUACUUACCCAGGAGUACGGGUUGCUGACUGAUUCUUAAUGAUAUGUCUUUCAGGACUGUGUGACAUCAAGACACAAGAAGGAGAGAUCUUCAACAUGAACACAGACAGUGGAGGACAGAUCCGCAAAAGCGCCACGCUUUUACUCACUCUAACCCCCAUGAAGAGAAUCCAGAGCUCACCAAACCUAUGCACGCUCACAGACUCUGAAUCACAAUCCAACGAUUCAGAUUUGUGGAGGCCCAGUAGCAGCACCAACGAUGGUCUGAGAAAUGGUGACCUGUGCUCUUCCUCUUUGGCAGCUAAAGGCUACAGAAGUGUCAGGCCCAACUUUCAGGAUAAAAAGUCUCCCACGCCAGCACAAGAGCAUAGUGUCCAUUCCCACAGACUGAUGUCCACAGAGGACCAAAUCUCAUGCUCGUCACAAGCAGGGCAGUCCUACAUGCACCCUUUAUCUAGGGAGUUGGAGAGACACGUAGCUUCCCUCUCCAUUCGCAUUAACCCUAUGCCACAGAUAUCCGGACGUCGCACACAGGCACUGUCUUUGAGACCCCCUACCCCUCCUAAAAGGAUGGACCUCCCGGAUAUCCACUCACGCCCCUGCGCUCCACUGCCAUCUGCAGCCCCUCCAGUGCCUGAGGUACCAGUCCUCCUUAAACAAAACUAUCCUGGACCAGCACUGAUCUCACACUCACCCCCUAAUCGGCUCAGAUUCUCCCUCGAUUUCAUCAGCUCCAGAGCACCUGACCUUCACCGAGAGACCCCUUCUCCCAGCUCGGAGCCUCCCCUGGGGCAGAGCCGCUGCUCUUCCCGCACUCAGAGCGAAGCAUCCACAGCAGUGCUGGAAGAAUUGAGGGCGUGUGGACUUAGCCCAGAGGGUGGCUCUCGUACCCCUUCUCCAACCCUCAGCCAGAUGAGUGCGGUCACAGACAACAUGUGGUUACACUUCCCUGCAGCUAGCACCACUAAUGGCCAGAUGACUGUGAACGGGGGUCUGAUUGUGCCAGCAAGUCCUCGUAGUCACCUCCAAAGACCCUUCUCUCCCUCAACAUACCCCCCUCCUCCUUCACUGAGUCCUAGUAUUACAGCCAUGCAGCACGUUAGAACCACUGCCUCUGAGUCUAGCACCCCAAUCUACGGCAACGUGGAUCCUCCUGCACGAGCACCACAUACUGACAGGAAAGAAACAACAGGGAAAGCUCCGCAAUAUACUGGCAUCGGUCCUGUGGAUGAGUCCGGGAUUCCCAUUGCCAUACGGACGACUGUUGACAGGCCAAAAGAUUGGUACAAGACCAUGUUCAAACAGAUUCAUGUGGUGCCUAAAUCAGAGAAAGAGUGGUCUGGAUCCCGUACUGCCACAGACCCUGUUACAAGUACUGGUACAACUAUUUCAAAACAAGAUAAGCAUGCUGCCCCUAAUGCUGUUCAGGCCCAUCCUGCACCUAAAACCGACACCUACCGGCCCAUCACCAAGAGUGUCUCUGAUAAUGGCGUAUACGGUUUCAGGGUACCUGCUGCCUCUUCUCUCCCUUCUCCUCUGCCCACAUCAGCAGCCACACAGCAGAGAUCCAGUGAAAGGGAGGCACCACAGAGAGGCAGGAGCACACCUGACAUGAAUGAGUGGGGACCUCCUGAUAGAAAGGUUGACACACGGAAAUACAGAGCAGAGCCGAGGAGUAUUUUUGACUAUGAGCCGGGGAAAUCCUCUAUUCUAGAGCAAGAAAGAACGACAAGUAACUUAAGACCUGAGGACUUAGAUUUAGAGAAUGAGCCAUGGUAUAAGUUCUUUGCUGAACUGGAGUUUGGGCGGCCGCCUCCCAAAAAACGUCUUGAUUACAAUCCAGAAAGCGCACCUCGAUUCUGCGCAGAGACCUCCCUUUAUCAGCCAUCAACAGGCCUUGAUAGGCCAUCAAGCUCUGCAAAUGAUAAUAAGAGGAGAAGGAAAUCUGAACCUGCAACAACUCAGCUCAGGGUUCAGAGCAGCGUGGGCACAACACUAACGUCUAUGAGAUCACCAGAGUUGCCAAAGAGCAGCAGCACUCAGAGGAAUCCCCUCACCAGCCCCAGUUCCCCUGCCGCCACCAGGACUAAAGGUGGGAAUGUGAGCUAUAUGCACACAGCACAUUUAAAUGGUCAAAACCAUGCUACCUCAGAAUCCACAUAUCAAAACAAAGAGCAAAAUGAGGACAGUUUUGUGGCUGACUCAGCUUUCUCAGAUGGGUUCUCCAGCCUCCCUGAAGGCUGGAAAAGAGCCCAAGAGAUCCCAAAAGACUGGAUGAUCACAGAGGAGACCACGUCUAAGCUCAAAUCCUGGAGUUGUGACGAUCUCCUGUCCGAGGGAAAGGAAAAUAAAGGGAAAGCCCGUUCAGAAAGCAUCGGUUCAUUGUUGCACAAUGGGGAAGAAGAGGCAUCACAAUGCAAUGACGUCAGAGAGUCUGAGGAUCUUAGGGAGAAGAUCGGGCACCGCUCAGCCCACGAUGCACCAGGUUUCCUUAAACUCUACAAGAAGAUGCAUCACAUCAACCGGCAAGAACUGAUAAACUCUACCGUGAUCUGCUCUGUGAAAGCUAGGAUCCAUAAGUAUGAGAGCGAACAGCGUAAGGACAGAUGCACUGGCAUCAAGGGCUGUAACGAAGCAGUGCCUAGGAACAUGGUGCACAACAGGAUUUCUGAAUAUGAGAGUCUGAUCCAGAAAUCCAAAUCCAUGCCAAAUCUUGGAGAUGAGUGCCUGAUCAGGAGUUCUUUUAGGAGGAUCAGCAGCCCCAAGCGCAGCCUCUCUAUUGAGUCAUUACUGGAUGAAGAACCACCGGCCAGGGAUCCCCCUGAAGGACGGCCUCAACCCUCCAAGAUAAACACCCAUGUGCCAAUCCACAUCCAAGUCACCAGUGACCAAUUACAAAACUCUGCCAUGCAGAACAACUACUCAGACAGUGAACACGAUGCUGUAGUGUCUGAUCUUAGUGACUUCAUCCAGAUUGAGGGCUCAUCCUUCUGCAGCGAGAGGGAGUUCGACCUGUGUUCAUUUGCCUCCUCAGAGAGCUUCUGCGGAUCGGGGCACCAGCAUCAUUAUCACAGGCAGCUUGUGAGCUCCUGCAAGGGCCGCUGCCCGGCUUCCUACACGCGGUUCACCACUAUGAUCAAGCACGAGAGGGCCAAGCAGGACCGGAGGCAACAUUUGCGCGUAGAGGAAUCCGAGUUUGGCCUCAGCAAGCUUGCCUUCCUGGUCAGCCCAGUGCCUUUCCGCCGGAAGAACCUGUCACCUUUGAGUUUUUCCCGAAUACCAAACUCCAAGAUCUGCAUGUAUGAUGCUCUAGAUUCUGCCCUAAAAGACAUCUACGACCACAUCCGCACUGAGAAAUGCAGGGGUAGCCUGCCGGACAACACCAUCCUCCAUAGGUUGCUGGUAGAGUUGCUUCCCGACAUUCCUGAGAGGAAUUCCUCUCUGCACGUGCUUGGGAGAGGCAGCCCUACAAUUCAACUUCGCUCUUACCACUCACAGCCUGAUGGCAUGCCCAGCCAGGACACUCACCCACCCAAGUACUCACACCUGUCCCAUAGUGCCUGUCACAACCAUAUAGACAGCAACAACAACCAGAUGAACCGCAACUCUGAAUUCUGCUAUCAAGAUCAGGACACAUCCAGAGAAUACUCUUACCCUGAUGUGGGAAGCCACACACAACAGAGCAGAAGACAAACCCCUGAAGUCAGAGAGAAACUGUCAGCCAGAGCAAUAUAUGACUUCAAAGCACAGACAGCGAAAGAGCUGACGUUUAAGAAAGGAGAUACGGUAUACAUCACUCGGCAGAUAGAUAAUAACUGGUAUGAGGGAGAAUAUCGUGGCCAUAUGGGUAUCUUCCCCAUCUCAUAUGUUGAGAAAAUCCCUCCUUCAGAGAGACAUCAGCCAGCGAGACCUCCUCCUCCAACCCAAAGCAGAGAAAUUGGAGAAGCAAUUGCCCGCUACAACUUUAAUGCUGAUACUAAUGUGGAACUUUCAUUAAGAAAAGGCGAGCGUGUUAUUCUGGUGCGGCAGGUGGAUAAGAACUGGUUUGAGGGCAAGAUUCAAGGUACAAACAAACAAGGGAUUUUUCCAGUGUCUUAUGUGGACGUCGUUAAGAAGACCACAGUACAAAGUACUGGUCAGCCUCCUGGGCCCAAUAUACCCACCAACUACUCCAGUGACAGACUGAACAGUAGGCUGUCAUCUGCUCGUACCCUCCACAACUCUCCAUCCCCAACUGUCCGUCCAUUCUCCUCAUCCUCUCCUAGUCCACAAAGAGCCGCACACCUUCAGGCCAUCACCAGCGAGUGGUUGGCCCUCACUCUGGGUCUGUCUCCUUCAGGAACCCCUGCCCCCACACCUCCACCCUUCCCUUCCAAUUUCCAGCCAUACUAUGAAGUAUUGGAGUCUGCCAUCUCCCCUUCUCCCGGGUCUUCCAUACUGAGCCGCUCUCCUGCCCUCACUCCUCGCAACUUCACUCCUGUGCUCAAAGAGGGCCACUUCAUUCCCAUCUCCUCCCCAAAGUCUUACAUGUCCCCCGAACCCAGCCUGUCACCUCAACCUUAUCUAACCUCCACCUCCUUCACUCCUUCGCCCAUAUCACCCGUAUUUGACGCCAGCCCCAGGUCUGGCAGUGUCAUAGAGAUCCUCUCCAGUCAAAAAUUUUUACCCGAGAAGGAACUGCACUUGUUCUCGGAUCACCAUUAUAAACCUGGCCAGACAGGCCCCCCUAAAUUGCAUAGCCCUAUUGACUUGGUUGUUUUUGAUGCCCACGAAUCUCCAUUGGAAAUUCUGUCACCAAAAGAACCCGAGGAUGAUAUAUGUGAGGAGUUAGUUUCAAUCAUUAAAGCCAGCCAAUCAAAGGGCACAUUCGUAGAAGAGGAGGAAUUGUAUUGCCAGGAACCAGAUAUAAUGGAAAAGCUACCCAGACUGUAUAUAGAGGAAGAGCCAAAAGAAGACAACAGCUUCUUAAACGAACCCCUGACAUCAAAUACGUUUGCUCCAGUCCAACCCGCCCAGAGUGAGGGUUCAGACAUUGAGCAGGGUGAGGUUUCCCAGAAUGCCUCUCCAUAUCUCUCUCCCUCCUCCUCACAGAUAUCAUUGCAGUUCACACAGCCCUCGUCGGCUAAGUACUCUCCCCCUUCCCCGCUACACCCCCCUUUGCCUGGGGUUUCACAGUCGCCCCCUCUCUCUGCCAAACUGUUCUCUCGACAGGACCUCCGCUCCCCAAAGGUCAAGUCUGUUUUAAGGCGUGAUGUUGUGGUUGUUGGUAAGCCCCCUCGUAGCCCUGUGAUGUCUAGGAGGUCCUGCGGAUCGCCUGUUAGAGGUCAAAACUUUUCACCAUCUCAUAGGUCCCAGAGACAAGCAUAUGUUCAUGAUCCUCUUCAAGGUGUUGGAGAAGCAUUUCAAGCCCUGUAUAACUACAUGCCACGAAAUGAAGAUGAGCUGGAACUGAAGGAGGGGGAUGUUGUUGACGUCAUGGAGAAAUGUGAUGAUGGAUGGUUUGUGGGAACGUGCAGGAGAACCAAAUUUUUCGGAACCUUUCCUGGGAACUAUGUGAAGCGGCUUUAAAUGGACACUUCUAAUACACAUCUCUGAUGGUCAUACAUAUACUGAGGGGAGAUGGACAAUGUCACCUACAGUUUCCUGCUGGAAAUAGCAUGACAUGUUCCAGUCAUCAACCUGUUGGACUGAUGGAAGAAGAAGCCAAUGGCCUUGAAGGGGGUUAAUGCACCAUUCAUGCAAUUUGGCUCAAAUAUGUUGACACCAUUAUGUUAAUUAAGAAUUUCAGUAAAUGCUUUAAAACAUUUGGUUGCAAACAUUUUUCUCAUAGUUGAAAAAAUCAGUAGGCUCAACGCCUAGUUAAGCUGAUGAAUUUCAACAAUAUGAGUUCUCAAGUGCCCUGUUUAUCUUCAUUGGGAGGGUAAAAUACAGGUGAGGAAUGAUCUACGGGUCCUCUUCUGUACGCUGGACCUGAUGUCUGAUCUGAUCUAGACCGUGUAGAUUGAACAGUAUUGCAGUGUCAUGUUUGCGUCAGGCAGUGGAUAUUAACCAUUCCUGCCAACAUGAAUGUUGUUUUUACUAUGAAAACUCUCUGGUUCAGAAGAAAGACCUCCGGUUUUCUAGGGCUCUAUGUUCUUCCUCCAGACAUUCCUUUAAGGAUUUGAAGGAUUUUACAGAUAAGAGAAAAAUAUUUUUGAUGUUUUUCAAUCUACAGAGAGAACGUU
Pimephales promelas (fathead minnow) is the source of this 7014-nucleotide messenger RNA. RefSeq names its product sorbin and SH3 domain containing 2b (gene sorbs2b). Gene Ontology annotation, molecular function: protein binding. NCBI's taxonomy places the organism in Eukaryota, Metazoa, Chordata, Actinopteri, Cypriniformes, Leuciscidae. The record is from RefSeq and is a predicted model, not a curated record. Gene Ontology annotation, cellular component: plasma membrane.